Messenger RNA from Coregonus sp. 'balchen', 2457 nucleotides. The record is from the annotation of a GenBank genome assembly. NCBI's taxonomy places the organism in Eukaryota, Metazoa, Chordata, Actinopteri, Salmoniformes, Salmonidae.
AUGGACGUGAUGCUUAUACUGAUAAGAAUUGCGCUCGUGGGCUUCAUCUGUCUGUUUCUAGCAUCCGCUGGGUUGGCCUGUGGUCCAGGCAAGGGAUAUGGAAAACAAAGACAUCCGAAAAAACUGAAGCCUUUGGCAUACAAGCAGUUCAUUCCCAACGUGGCGGAGAAGACCCUUGGGGCCAGUGGCAAAUACGAAGGGAAGAUCACAAGGAACUCUGAAAGAUUUAAAGACCUGACACCAAACUACAAUCCUGACAUUAUUUUCAAAGAUGAGGAAAACACUAAUGCUGACAGACUUAUGACACAGGUAGGCUAUAGUGAGAAAGCGCAUGAAGAUGUAUCUUGUGGGUCCUGAAUGACCAUUUGGCACGAGAACAAUGAAUGACAGCUCAAUUUGAAGUGACAGUUGUUAAAUAUUUAUGAAUUACCUUUAUGGUUACUAUGCAUAUCUACGUAUAAUAUAGAUUUGAAACCAUUUCAAACAAACUGUGCACCAUAUCGGACUAUUUUUGUCUAUGGACAGUUCUGCCCUAUGUCUCCAGUUGGGCUUAUCGGAGCAUGAAAAUUAAGACAUGUCGUUAUGGAUGCACGACUGCUGCCACUUAUUAAAGGGGCUGGUUCUAGACAGUUAAUGUUAGGCUACGAUAAACUUGUAUUAUAGACUACUCCCCCGCGCAGAGAGCGAGAGAGGGAGAGAGAGAUAGACUACUGAUAAUGAAUUAAUUUAGAUUCGAAGCGUCACUCGAUAAGCCAUAACCAUCUAUAACAUUUCUAAAAUGUUUAUUCGUUUCUUUUCAAAUUGAAAAAUGUACAUUAAUAAAAAAAUAUAUUGGAACAGAUGCGUCAAUAUACAAUCAAUAAAGCUCUGUCUUGCCCCUGUCUUUAGUUGUGCAUGCUAUAUACAUAUACUGUAUGUGUAUGUAUGUAUGUAUGUAUGUAUGUAUGUAUGUAUGUAUGUAUGUAUGUAUGUAUGUAUGUAUGUAUGUAUGUAUGUAUGUAUGUAUGUAUGUAUGUAUGUAUGAAUGUAUGUAUGAAUGUGUGUGUUUGUGUGUGUGUGUGUGUGUGUGUGUGUGUGUAACCCUCCUAUUUAACCCCUUGUGUUUCCUGACAUCUCAAUUAUCUAUUUCUCCUUUUCAGAGAUGUAAGGACAAACUGAACUCUUUGGCUAUUUCAGUCAUGAAUCAGUGGCCGGGAGUGAAGCUGCGCGUGACAGAAGGCUGGGACGAGGAUGGACACCAUUUCGAAGACUCUUUACACUAUGAAGGAAGGGCUGUGGAUAUCACCACCUCUGACAGAGAUAAGAGCAAAUAUGGAAUGCUAUCCAGGCUCGCGGUGGAGGCAGGAUUCGACUGGGUCAAUUAUGAAUCCAAAGCCCAUAUUCAUUGUUCUGUGAAAGCAGGUAAACACAACGAACGAACAAUUAUUAAUAAUAAUAAUAAUAAUAAUAAUAUAGUUGUAUGUAAAUGUCAAAUGUAAAAAAAUAAAAAUAAAAAUAGACUUCCUCAACCGUUCAUGAACUGUUUAUUACGCACGCUGCUAUGUCAAGAAAACCAUUUAUUUGAUAGGGUUUGUUCGAUAGGCCUAUUGCCGUCCCUUGUUAUUACACAGUUAUAAGACAAUGCCUGUGACCCAUGUUGCAAUGUCAACUCUCCUACCCCAUUUGUUAGAGUAGUAGGCCCUAUAUUUGUCCAGGUCUUUCAGUUUACUUUUAGAAUUGUAUGGCAAUAGUGACUUGGUCCUAAUUCUUUAUUAACUCUUUAUUGUCUGCUUUUCUCCAGAAAAUUCAGUUGCUGCAAAGUCGGGUGGCUGCUUCCCUGGAUCCGCCUCAGUUCUCCUCGAGGAUGGUCGAAGCAAGCUGGUAAAAGAACUGGAGGUGGGCGACAAGGUGUUAGCAGCAGACAAAGAAGGACAUAUUGUGUCCAGCGAUUUCCUCAUGUUUUUGGACCGAGAUCCAGUGUCAAGACGAGAAUUUUAUGUUUUUGAAACUGAGAAGCCCAACCGAAAGUUAAGACUGACGCCGGCUCACCUUGUCUUCAUCACCAAUAACGUUACGGAUGACGAUAUGACUGCAGUGUUUGCCAGUAAUGUAAAACCUGGGCAACAGGUGUUUGUGGUGGACGAGGCCCUAGACCACCUGAAGGCAGUCACUGUGGAAAGGAUUUACGUGGAGGAAUACGAGGGAUCUUAUGCCCCAGUAACCUCACAAGGAACCAUCAUAGUUGACCAUGUUUUGGCGAGCUGUUACGCGGUAAUCGAGGACCACAAAUGGGCGCACUGGGCCUUUGCGCCAGUCAGGUUGGGGCACGCGUUGAUGUCUUUAACAGGUCUAGUCAAAAAGCGCGAGGACAUACGUCAGAGAGAUGGAAUACACUGGUACUCAGACAUUCUAUACCACAUAGGGACAUUGCUGCUGGACAGAAACUCCUUUCAUCCUCUUGGAAUGUCGCAAAGCUGA